Diprion similis is the source of this 1498-nucleotide messenger RNA. RefSeq names its product probable ATP-dependent RNA helicase DDX49 (gene Dbp45A). Lineage: Eukaryota; Metazoa; Arthropoda; Insecta; Hymenoptera; Diprionidae. The record is from RefSeq and is a predicted model, not a curated record. Gene Ontology annotation, molecular function: nucleic acid binding; ATP binding; RNA helicase activity. The coding region runs from base 70 to 1446 and encodes 458 amino acids. The transcript has 6 exons.
AACAGUGCAAGAAUCACGAAGAAUACAAAGAACAAAAUAUAACCUACAAAAUUUAUAUGUUGUAAAAAAAUGAUUGACAAAGUAAAUUCGUUCGUCGAUCUGAAGCUCAAUUCGUGGAUUGUCAAGCAAUGUAACUCCAUUGGAUUGAAAAAGCCUACUCCUAUUCAAGCCAACUGUAUUCCUCGAAUUUUGGCUGGAGAAGAUUGUAUCGGCUGUGCUAAAACUGGAAGUGGAAAAACUUUGGCUUUUGCUUUACCCAUUCUACAAAAGCUAUGCGAGGAUCCGUAUGGAAUAUUCGCUCUUAUUCUUACUCCAACGAGGGAAUUAGCCUUUCAGAUUGCAGAUCAGUUUUCAGUGAUUGGUAAAGCUAUGAACUUGAAAAAAUCAGUCAUCGUUGGCGGAAUGGAUAUGAUGAUUCAGGGAAAAGAGUUAGCUAGACAUCCUCAUAUUGUUGUUGCUACUCCUGGGCGGUUAGCAGAUCAUUUAGAAAGCUGUGAUACUUUUACUUUGAGAAAAAUUAAAUUUCUGGUUCUUGACGAAGCUGAUCGUUUACUCAGUGGACAGUUUGAUGAGCAGAUUAAAACAAUAUUUCAAGCUUUACCCAAACAAAAACAGUCCCUACUCUUUAGUGCUACUAUUACCGAUGCUUUGGAUCAAGUUCAGAAGGUCUCUACAAACAAGGUCUACAUGUGGGAAUCUAAGGAGGAAUCUGGUGUGGCAACUGUUGAACAAUUAGAGCAGCAUUACGUGCUGAGCCCAAAAGAAGCUCGUGACGCUUACUUAGUUGAAGUAAUCAGAAUGUUUAGAAGCAAUAAUGAAAACGGAUCUAUUAUGAUUUUUACAGAUACUUGCAAAAAUUGUCAACUACUGUGCAUGACCCUAAACGAAGUUGGUUUUACAAAUGUUGCGCUACAUGCAAUGAUCAAACAAAGAGAAAGAUUAUCAGCCCUCAGUAAAUUUAAAUCAAAUCAUGUAAAGAUACUCAUCGCUACCGACGUUGCUGCCAGAGGAUUGGAUAUUCCAACGGUAGAAUUAGUAAUCAAUCAUACAGUCCCGAAUGUUCCAAAAGAGUAUAUUCACAGAGUAGGAAGAACAGCAAGAGCUGGAAGAGGUGGAAUGGCUAUUACUAUAGUGACACCAAAUGAUAUUAAAUUAAUCCAUGCCAUUGAAGAAACUAUUGGAAUCAAACUGACGGAGUACAAGAUAGAUGAUAAAGAAGUUGUGACAAUUUUUACCCAAAUAUCUGUGACUAAACGAGAAGCUGAAAUAAAGCUUGAUGAGACUGACUUUUACGAAAAAAAGUUGAUAAAUAAAAGAAAAAAGCUGAUUUUGGAAGGGAAAGACCCCGAUGAAGAAGAGGAAAAACUAAUGAAAAAAAUUCAGAAACAUAGGAAAUCAAUGAAAAAGGCAAAAUUGAAUAACAUGGAAAGCAAUAGUUCAAGCUGAUAUUUCGGUAUAAAUGUAUUUACAAAAUAAAGUAUAUUUUGUAUUAUUAUUA